Phalaenopsis equestris is the source of this 1666-nucleotide messenger RNA. RefSeq names its product probable N-succinyldiaminopimelate aminotransferase DapC. NCBI's taxonomy places the organism in Eukaryota, Viridiplantae, Streptophyta, Magnoliopsida, Asparagales, Orchidaceae. The record is from RefSeq and is a predicted model, not a curated record. Gene Ontology annotation, molecular function: pyridoxal phosphate binding; L-kynurenine:2-oxoglutarate transaminase activity. Gene Ontology annotation, cellular component: cytoplasm. The transcript is spliced from 2 exons. Gene Ontology annotation, biological process: biosynthetic process. Bases 101 to 1483 code for a protein of 460 amino acids.
AACCUCUCCCUAGACCGGUAGUAGCCGCGAGUACAAUGACCUCCACCCUAAAACCCAGCCAGGUUCAGCCUCCGCUCGCCCAUCUACGGGAAUCAACCCCAUGUUUCUCUCUCCAUUUGCUCCAGAUUUCUCGACCCAUCAUGAGAUGCUUUUAAGUCCCAUCUCCGGCUUGGCAUUCUCCGGGGGUAUUCAAUCUGCUUUUCAUACAUCUUUAUCGUUUUCUUCUGCCAGGACUCGCGCUGCAAUGGCGCCGCUCUCGACUGUUUCCACUGACAAGGAAGCGGAUCAAGAGCUGAAGCAUAGGGAGCAAGCUGUUAAUCAGCAGCCGCGGGUAGCAAAGCGUCUGGAGAAAUUCAAGACAACCAUCUUUACUCAGAUGAGCAAUCUCGCCAUCAAACACGGGGCAAUAAACCUUGGCCAGGGAUUCCCAAACUUCGAUGGUCCAGACUUCGUCAAAGAUGCCGCAAUUCAAGCUAUCAUAGCAGGGAAGAAUCAGUAUGCGAGGGGCUAUGGAGUCCCUGCUCUCAACACUGCUAUUGCUGAAAGAUUCAAGAAGGACAGCGGCCUCGAAGUCGAUCCAGAAAAAGAAGUCACUGUCACAUCUGGCUGCACCGAAGCCAUCGCCGCCGCCAUCCUCGGCCUGAUCAAUCCCAACGAUGAAGUUAUUCUCUUUGCUCCAUUCUAUGAUUCCUACGAAGCAACUCUCUCGAUGGCUGGCGCCAAGAUCAAGUCCAUCACCCUCCGCCCACCGGACUUUGCCGUUCCUCUCAAUGAGCUCAAGUCCGCAGUAACAAAAGAGACUCGCGCAAUACUCAUCAACACGCCCCACAAUCCCACCGGCAAGAUGCUCACGAAGAACGAGCUUGAAUUCAUCUCAAACCUCUGCAUUGAAAAUGAUGUGUUGGUCUUCUCCGAUGAGGUCUAUGAUAAGCUGGCAUUCGAGGCCGAGCACAUCUCCAUCGCUUCGAUUCCCGGCAUGCGCGAGAGGACUGUCACAAUGAACUCCCUGGGAAAAACGUUCUCCUUGACCGGAUGGAAGAUUGGAUGGGCCAUAGCUCCGACUCACCUAACAUGGGGUUUAAGGCAGGCUCAUGCAUUCUUGACCUUUGCGACUUCAACUCCGAUGCAGUGGGCGGCAUCGGCGGCACUUCAAGCGCCGGAGUCGUAUUACGAGGAGCUCCGGAGGGAUUACGAUGCGAAGAAGGCAAUUCUGGUGGAUGGGUUGAAGGAAGUGGGGUUUGUUGUGCACCCAUCAAGUGGGACUUAUUUUGUGGUGGUGGAUCAUACUCCUUUUGGAUUUGGAGAUGAUGUUUCUUUCUGUGAGUAUUUGAUUAAGGAGGUGGGUGUUGUGGCCAUCCCUACAAGCGUGUUCUAUCUCAAUCCAGAGGAAGGGAAGAGCUUAGUGAGGUUUACGUUUUGCAAGGAUGAAGGUACUUUGAAGGCAGCUGUGGAGAGGAUGAAGGAGAAGCUUAAGAGAAAAUAAAUCAUGGAUUGGAAGUUAUCAGCUAGGGUUCUUGGUUAAUCCUUUGGGUAAAUGCUUGACUAUUAUUAUUCUUGAUCUUUUGAUGUUUUUUACGAUGUUGUUGCAACAAGUGAAGAGGUUCAGAUUGUAAUUUGAAUUCAAUAGCUUAUUUUGAUGCCAAUUUAUGACUAGAAAAGGGGCAUC